Molecule: messenger RNA, 1217 nt
Organism: Pongo pygmaeus (Bornean orangutan)
Lineage: Eukaryota; Metazoa; Chordata; Mammalia; Primates; Hominidae
Product: complement C1q and tumor necrosis factor-related protein 9A-like
Exons: 5
Molecular function (GO): protein binding
Source: RefSeq, a predicted model, not a curated record
CCUCCCACCUCAGCCUCUUGAGUUGCUGGGACUAUAGGCUCCCACCUCCACCUCCACUCCUAGCCUCAGUUCAGAGUCUGUCAUCUGAACCAUGAGGAUCUGGUGGCUUCUGCUUGCCAUUGAAAUCUGCACAGGGAACAUAAGCUCACAGGACAUGUGCAGGCAAGGGCACCCUGGCAUCCCUGGGAACCCCGGUCACAAUGGUCCGCCUGGAAGAGAUGGACAAGAUGGAGCGAAGGGUGACAGGGGAUGCAGGUAUUCAUCUGGAGAACCAGGACGUCCUGGCAGCCCGGGGAAGGAUGGGACGAGUGGAGAGAAGGGAGAAUGAGGAGCAGAUGGAAAAGUUGAAGCAAAAGGCAUCAAAGGUGAUCCAGGCUCAAGAGGAUCUCCAGGAAAACAUGGCCCCAAGGGGCUUGCAGGGCCCAUGGGAGAGAAAGGCCUCCGAGGAGAGACUGGGCCUCAGGGGCAGAAGGGGAAUAAGGGUGACGUGGGUCCUACUGGUCCUGAGGGGCCAAGGGGCAACAUUGGGCCUUUGGGCCCAACUGGUUUACCGGGCCCCAUGGGCCCUAUUGGAAAGCCUGGUCCCAAGGGAGAAGCUGGACCCAUGGGGCUCCAGGGUGAGCCAGGAGUCCGGGGAAUAAGAGGCUGGAAAGGAGAUCGAGGAGAGAAAGGGAAAAUCGGUGAGACUCUAGUCUUGCCAAAAAGUGCUUUCACUGUGGGGCUCACGGUGCUGAGCAAGUUUCCUUCUUCAGAUGUGCCCAUUAAAUUUGAUAAGAUCCUGUAUAAUGAAUUCAACCAUUAUGAUAUAGCAACGGGGAAAUUCACGUGCCACAUUGCUGGGGUCUAUUACUCUACCUACCACAUCACUGUUUUCUCCAGGAAUGUUCAGGUGUCUUUGGUCAAAAAUGGAGUAAAAAUACUGCACACCAAAGACGCUUACAUGAGCUCUGAGGACCAGGCCUCUGGCGGCAUUGUCCUGCAGCUGAAGCUCGGGGAUGAGGUGUGGCUGCAGGUGACAGGAGGAGAGAGGUUCAAUGGCUUGUUUGCUGAUGAGGACGAUGACACAACUUUCACAGGGUUCCUUCUGUUCAGCAGCCCGUGACAGAGGAGAGUUUAUAAAUCUGCCACACCAUCCAUCAGAAUCAGCUUGGGAUGAACUUAUUCAGAUGGUUUUACUUUAUUAAUUCCUCCAAUUAUUACAAUAAUCAUAAAAAGGU